Molecule: messenger RNA, 618 nt
Organism: Ceratotherium simum simum (southern white rhinoceros)
Lineage: Eukaryota; Metazoa; Chordata; Mammalia; Perissodactyla; Rhinocerotidae
Source: RefSeq, a predicted model, not a curated record
GAGGAUGGUCCACGGCUGCGGGUCUCCGCGCUGAGGAGAGCGGGGUCCGGCUCCGCGCCCCGGCUCCCACUCCGCCAACUAGUUGUGCAGCCACUGGCACUGAACUUUGGAGGAACCGGCUCUUUUCUCUCCUUUUAAGAUUAUUGGAAGUGGUAGAGGGUGGGCGGCGAAGCCGAGGAGCCGACCGCCACGAUGCUGGUGAAGAAGCAUGCAGGGAAAGGAGGGGGCCGGGAGCUGGGCACCGAGGACCCGAGCCCCGCCGGGCAGCGCUGUGCCCGGACCGUGCCCGUGUGCACGGCCGUGGCGGCCCUCCUGUCAGUGGUGGCCGUGAUGUCUUGUCUGUACCUGGGGGUGAAAACCAACGACCUCCAGGCGAGGAUCGCCGCUCUGGAAUCAGCCAAAGGGGACCCUUCCAUCCGUCUGCUGCCUGAUUGCCUGGAUCAGCUCAAAGCAGUGGUGCAAGAGAAAGUGGAGCGACUUCUGGCCCAGAAAUCCUAUGAACAUAUGGCUAAAAUAAGAAUCGCAAGAGAAGCACCUUCCGAGUGCAACUGCCCAGCAGGAAUUGUGAAGUUCCGGUUUGUGUCUCCAGGACUCCAGAAUCCAGCCGGCAUGUUUUAG